AUGUGGACGUCACUCUGCUCUGACCAUGUGGACGUCACUCGCUGGUCUGACCAUGUGGACGUCCCUCGCUGCUCUGACCAUGUGGACGUCACUCGCUGCUCUGACCAUGUGGACGUCACUCGCUGCUCUGACCAUGUGGACGUCACUCGCUGCUCUGACCAUGUGGACGUCACUCGCUGCUCUGACCAUGUGGACGUCACUCGCUGGUCUGACCAUGUGGACGUCCCUCGCUGCUCUGACCAUGUGGACGUCACUCGCUGGUCUGACCAUGUGGACGUCACUCGCUGCUCUGACCAUGUGGACGUCACUCCGCUCACUCGCUGCUGCUCUGACCAUGUGGACAUCACUCUGCUCUGA
Messenger RNA from Knipowitschia caucasica, 357 nucleotides. NCBI's taxonomy places the organism in Eukaryota, Metazoa, Chordata, Actinopteri, Gobiiformes, Gobiidae. The record is from the annotation of a GenBank genome assembly.